CAUCAAGCUGAAGGAGAGAAAACGGGCCUGUCCGCCAUGUUGGCUUCGAAUCACUAAUAUUACCAAGACAAAAAUGGCUUGCACCGUACUAGAAAACUUAGGAUCAAGGAAGCUGUAUGCUUUGGCGGCCGGCUUAACUUUGUUACUGGGAGUAUUCGUCUUAGUUGGAGCUGUCCUUGCACCAUCCCCAUCCAAUGUACAGCAGAUUUUGGGAACAAAUUGUAUUCUGCCAAGGAACAAAGAUUUUUGGGAACAUUGGUCUUUCCCACGUGGAACAGGAAGGUGUGAAAAAAUUUCAUCUUUCGAUGAUAAAAUUAUACAGAAAGAGAAGAUCGUAACACAAGAUGUUGUUUUCUCAUUCUUGAUUCCUGGUGUGAGGGAUAACAUUCAGCUGACCAUGACACCCUGGUUUCAGACCAUUCUUGGCAUUUUAAUGAUGGAGUUGUCAUACAACCCACAAAAUGAACACAAAAGUGAUGAUUUAAGACUAGAACUCAAGCUCGGGUAUCGCAGUAUUUCAGACGAACCGUCAGACUGGAAAAGCUUGGCUAAUUCAACUGAAUCUCGAAAACUGGAAUGCACAAUGGGCCCUGAAGAGAAGGUUCCUGGGGCCAGGUAUCACUGUUCAAUGUUGUCGUUGUUUGAGCUGGGAAGCUGUGCUCAUGAGUUAUACCUUCUAAACCUUCGAAUACCAACUCACAGAGACCUCAAUAAGGACAUUGGAGAACUGAAGGAAAUAACGCUUGUGGUUAUCCACCAAAAUGGAGGCUUCACCAAAGUCUGGUUUUCCCUAAAGACCGUUAUGUUUCCUGUGGUCCUGAUAGCUUUAAUUUGGUAUUGGAGAAGAAUCCGACAUCUUAAUCGAGAUCCAACUCUUUUGGAAAAGACACUUUUUGCCCUGGGCAUCACAAUCACUUUCCUGAACUUUCCUGUCGAGUGGUUGUCCAUCUGGACUGAAACUCCCUUCAUGCUGUUGUAUGUUGAUAUCAGACAGGGAUUGUUCUCAGCCAUGCUUCUUUCCUUCUGGCUCAUCUUUGUUGGUGAACACUCAAUGGAUCAGAUUCAGAGAAAGACACUGGCCUCCUAUUGGGUACAUUUGAGUGCUGUGGCAUUUGGUUGUAUUGCCAUGUUUGUCUUCAAAAUGUGCGAAUGGGGUAUUCAGCUGAAGAAUCCAUUUUUCUCCAUCUGGGUCACAGAUGUGGGAAGAAAUAUGGCUCUGGCCUUCAUCAUCAUCGCUGGAAUAUCUGCCUGUUUGUACUUCCUGUUUCUCAGCUACAUUAUCAACAAAGUGUUCUGCAACAUCAGCGCUAAAAAGACGGCCCUUCCUAGCAUGAGUAGUGCCAGGAGGAAGUGCUACUCUGGAAGUCAUGAGAAAACUUUGUUUACAGGGAUUAUUUACCGCUUCAAGUUCCUGAUGAUCACCACCCUGCUGUGUGCAGCAUUUACGGUCGUCUUCUUCAUCUUGAGUCAAGUCCAAGAAGGUCAUGGUCACUGGGAGGAAAACUCCUCUCUGGAGUACACAUCAGGCUUCUUCAUAGGUGUGUACGGUAUGUGGAAUGUGUAUGUGCUGGCUCUGCUUGCCCUGUACGUCCCUGGGGAAGAAUGUGGAUUAAUAUUUGACAGUAACAAUACCUUUCUUUCCCCUUCCUUGGUGAAUGUGGAUGAAACCUUGAACCAGUAUAAAGUUGGUCAAAACAGGAUUCCAUCAGAGCCUACUGUCUUUAUGGUUGGGGCUCACGCAUGUGUGUCUUAAUAGAGGGUGUAGACUUUGAACUUUUUUCAGGGCAUGUCCUUGUUAAAGGUGGACAGUUGCAGAAAAGCUUCCAGUCAAGACAAGUCUUUGAUUGUAAAGGACUUAUUAUAUAUGUUCAUGAUACAAUAUGCAACACAUUCAUCCUUUGAAAAUAAUUAUACAAUUCUUGGUCAAUAAAGAGGAUAAAGAGGAUAGUGCAGAAAACUUAUAAAAUGGAAAUCCAUGAAUACAACAGGCAAUGUAUUAUAUAUAUGCAAGUUAUGGUACGGUAGCAUAUAUACCGCAUGUAUUCAGAGAAUAAUGAAGCAUUUGUGUUGACUUGCAUGUAAAUCUGUCUUUAGGCAGGUACCUCUAUAUUACUUGUGGUAUCAUAUUCAUGGAUAUUUUUCAGUUCUUGCAUGGAAAAUCAGAGAUUGUCAAAUGCAAAGGAAAUAUUUUUAAGGUGAUGAAAGAAUAUAAGAGCCAUUUUAACAUAUAAGAUUGUUAAAAGAUUCAUCACAGAAUCUGACAAAAUUUAAAUAAAUUGAAAUCUAUAGGUCUAUAUCUGUUAUAGUUUUAGGAUUGUUAUGGACGAAAAAAAGACAGAAAGACAUAAAUUACAUAUUUCGAGCAAUAUUUACAUGUCCAUGGUUUCAGAGCUGCAUUAAAUCUUUUUCUUUUAUGUACCAGUCUGUACGUCUUAAUAUUAUAUUGUAUUCCUGCAUAAACAAGGAUUCUCCUAGUUUGACUAAGCGUCUCCGAGGCUUGGUCCUUUCGCAUUGUUUCAAUUUUAUUGUAUGUUAAACGUGAUGACAACACAGCGUUGAGUAACGCUAGUCUAUAAAGAAGUCUAAUAAAUUGCAAUUAACAUAACUGCAAUUGUUCUUACCUAAUUCUGCUUAAGCCAUGAUGCUAGGAGGCACAUAUUUCACUGGUUUCGUGUGACCAUUUGCCAGCUAUCAUACUGUCGUCACUGCUCAGGUUUUUCUCUCUAUGUUGUACAUCUUAAUUAUAUGUAGUAUAUUGUUUGUUAUAUAUGUCUAAUUAAGCUUUUUCAUAAUCAGACCUAAUUAUUUAUAUAUGUUUUUGUGACUAUUAAUUGUACACGGUACCAUUUUGAAAGAUGUCAAAAGAGACGAAACACGUUAUUGUUUUAAAUACAAGAAUGAUGUUAUAUUCACCCGAUUGUUUGUUCACUGUACACUUCACAAGUUAUUCUCCUGGAUAUACCACAAGCAAGGUCUUCAUUUCUAUAUACAUUACGUUGUAUUUAUUUUAUUUACCUUUCUCAGCAAUACCAGUACUUAUAACACCU
Liolophura sinensis is the source of this 3047-nucleotide messenger RNA. RefSeq names its product protein wntless homolog. NCBI's taxonomy places the organism in Eukaryota, Metazoa, Mollusca, Polyplacophora, Chitonida, Chitonidae. The transcript has 14 exons. Gene Ontology annotation, biological process: intracellular protein transport; Wnt signaling pathway; Wnt protein secretion. Bases 74 to 1753 code for a protein of 559 amino acids. Gene Ontology annotation, cellular component: organelle membrane; endomembrane system. Gene Ontology annotation, molecular function: Wnt-protein binding. The record is from RefSeq and is a predicted model, not a curated record.